Molecule: messenger RNA, 5579 nt
Organism: Equus caballus (horse)
Lineage: Eukaryota; Metazoa; Chordata; Mammalia; Perissodactyla; Equidae
Gene: NUAK1
Product: NUAK family kinase 1
Biological process (GO): protein phosphorylation; intracellular signal transduction
Cellular component (GO): cytoplasm
Molecular function (GO): protein serine/threonine kinase activity; ATP binding
Source: RefSeq, a predicted model, not a curated record
CAGCUCGCCGCGGCCGGUGGGCGGUGCGCGGACCGUGCGCGCCGGCGGCGCCAGAUGUGCCGUCCCCGCCGCCGCCAGUGACCGAGCCGCAGCCUGAGCGGGAUCGGGCCGCCUCCCCGAUGCUGCGGGGGCGACCUUGAGCGCACCCCGGCUUGCCUCCACGGGGACCCCGACUCCCCGAGCGCUGCGCCCGGUCCUGCCCUCUCCAGCCCGGCUCGCCCCGCGUUUAGACAUGGAGGGGGCCGCUGCACCCGCGGCUGGGGACGGCCCCGACUUGGGGCCGGGGGCGCCGGGCUCUCUCCCGGAGGCGGGGGCGGGGGCGACUGCAGCCCCCGCAGCAGCGGCGGCCCCGGAGCCCAGGAAGCCGCACGGGGUGAAGCGGCAUCACCACAAGCACAACUUGAAGCACCGCUACGAGCUGCAGGAGACCCUGGGCAAAGGCACCUAUGGCAAAGUCAAGAGGGCCACCGAGAGGUUUUCGGGCCGAGUGGUCGCUAUAAAAUCCAUUCGUAAGGACAAAAUUAAGGAUGAACAAGACAUGGUUCACAUCAGACGAGAGAUUGAGAUCAUGUCAUCCCUCAACCAUCCUCAUAUCAUCAGUAUUUAUGAAGUGUUUGAGAACAAAGAUAAGAUUGUGAUCAUCAUGGAGUACGCAAGCAAAGGGGAGCUGUACGAUUACAUCAGCGAGCGGCGACGCCUCAGUGAGCGGGAGACCAGACACUUCUUCCGGCAGAUUGUGUCCGCCGUGCACUACUGUCACAAGAACGGCGUGGUCCACCGGGACUUGAAGCUGGAAAAUAUACUGCUCGAUGACAACUGCAAUAUUAAGAUUGCUGACUUUGGGCUUUCCAACCUGUACCAGAAGGACAAGUUCUUGCAAACUUUCUGUGGGAGCCCACUCUACGCAUCUCCUGAAAUUGUCAAUGGGAGGCCUUACCGAGGGCCAGAGGUGGACAGCUGGGCCCUGGGCGUGUUGCUUUACACUCUCGUUUAUGGUACCAUGCCCUUCGAUGGUUUCGAUCACAAAAACCUCAUUCGGCAGAUCAGCAGUGGAGAGUACCGGGAGCCCACGCAGCCCUCAGAUGCUCGAGGACUCAUUCGGUGGAUGCUGAUGGUGAACCCUGAUCGCCGGGCCACCAUCGAGGACAUAGCCAACCACUGGUGGGUGAACUGGGGCUACAAGAGCAGCGUCUGCGACUGUGAUGCCCUUCACAACUCCGAGUCCCCGCUCUUGGCGCGCAUUAUCGAUUGGCAUCACCGUUCCACGGGGCUGCAGGCUGAGGCCGAAGCCAAAAUUAAGGGCCUGGCCAAACCCGGGGCCUCUGAGGUCAUGCUGGAGCGGCAGCGGUCGCUGAAGAAGUCCAAGAAGGAGAAUGACUUUGCCCAGUCCGGCCAGGACUCGGUGCCCGAAAGCCCAUCCAAGUUGAAUUCCAAGAGGCCCAAAGGGAUCCUGAAGAAGCGAAGCAACAGCGAGCAUCGCUCUCACAGCACCGGCUUCAUCGAAGGCGUCGUCACUCCUGCCUUACCCUCUGCUUUCAAGAUGGAGCAGGACUUGUGCCGGACUGGCGUGCCCGUCCCGAGCUCCCCCGAGGCAGAGGUGCCUGGUAAACUCAGCCCCAAACAGUCAGCCACGAUGCCCAAGAAAGGCAUCUUGAAGAAGACCCAGCAGAGAGAAUCGGGUUACUACUCCUCCCCAGAGCGCAGCGAGUCUUCAGAGCUGUUGGACAGUAAUGACGGGAUGGGCAGCAGCAUCCCCUCCCCCAGCCCCCCGGACCCAGCCAGAGUGACGUCCCACAGCCUCUCCUGCCGCAGGAAGGGCAUCUUGAAACACAGCAGCAAGUACUCAGCAGGCACCAUGGACCCGGCCCUCGCGAGCCCCGAAAUGCCCACACUGGAAUCCUUGCUGGAGCCUGGCGUCCCCGCCGAGGGCCUCUCCCGGAGCUACAGCCGGCCUUCCAGCGUCAUCAGCGAAGACAGCGUCCUGUCCAGCGACUCCUUCGACUUGCUGGAUUUGCAGGAGAAUCGCCCUGCCCGCCAGCGCAUCCGCAGCUGCGUCUCCGCCGAAAACUUCCUCCAGAUCCAGGACUUUGAGGGGCUCCAGAACCGGCCCCGGCCCCAGUACCUAAAGCGGUACCGGAACCGGCUGGGAGACAGCAGCUUCUCGCUCCUCACGGACAUGGAUGACGUGACUCAGGUCUACAAGAAAGCGCUGGAGAUCUGCAACAAGCUCAACUAGCUCCCCCGGGGUGCAGGGCGGGGCGGGGGUGGGUACGAGGGAGGAAGGGGAGCAGUGACUUGUGCUAACGAGCUGGUUACCUCUUUGCUGGCCAUGACAAGAGACUGAAAAAGGAUUGGUGCUGCCAUCUUGCUUGGCCAGGUUUGCAGCCUUGAGCCAGCACCUAAAAGGGAGAUGUGGGCUCUCUUCCAGUCCUGUCAACUGCCAGUCAGAAUUUGGGUCCUAAUUGGCAUUUGCUUUGUGGCACCUCCCAGAGGACCAGCUGUCCCGGGGAGGUGGUGUUGGCCAGCACUUAGAGGGUGGGGAGGAAGUGUGUGGGAGAGGAAGCAUUUCCCUAGAAGCGUCCAGAUGCUUCUGGAGGAGGGGCAAGAGAGACUGGAGCCAUCUGCUGUGGGUGAGCUCAAAGAGCUUGCUCCUCCUCUCCUCCCAUAGCAAGCUUGGUCUGAGCACACGAGGCCAGCAAGUAGAUUUCAGCAACCUGAUCUUGAAUCAGUGAUUGAUUGAUAGUGGCUGCUGAAUGUGCUAGCUUGAGUAGCCCAGGAAGGAGUGCUAUGAUUGAAUAGUAAUGGCUGCCAUGGGAAUGGGAAGUGGGGCAGUAGCACUCUUGCCAUGUAGUUGCCAUCCUUGACCUGGCUAAGCCCUGGGAGUUAGGUUAAGGCAUCCUGUGGGAUCUAUGUGAACUUGUAUGCCUCUGGCGUGGCAUUUGUCAAUUUGCUAGUCUACCAUGAAUGGAAGACAGAGCCUUGGUCAGAGAGAGAAUGCUCUGAACUCUGCUAAGGACAUAGAGUCAGCCCGUGGUGAUUUUUUGGCUCCCUGCUCUCCACUUCUUCUUUCCUGAUGUCUGCUUUGCUGUUCAGCAUAACCCCCCGAAGGUAGACAGGGAAAAAGAUAGUGGUGUCAAAACUAUGGUGUAUAACAGAGCUCAGGACCCUCUGUGGUCUUUGUGCAGAUGAGGGGACGUUGAUCCACACCAGCAAGGGGGCGACUUGUCAAUUUCCUUAACGUCUCAAUAUUAACUGGAAUGCUGCCUCUUGGGUUCUCGCCUGCAUGAAUGCUUUGACUUGGAUGUGAUACUGUCCAUAGUCUCCAAAGGAGCCACUGGCUCAACCGUUUGCUCUGUUUACUGAUCCCCCAAGUGUAGACCUCUCAGAGUAGGCGAGUUUGCUCUGGGAGUUAGUGUGUAGGUGGGAUAUUUGGAGGAGGAAAAGGAAGUCAGGCAGAAGGUGUUUUAUCCCCAAAUCUGGGUAUUCUGUCAUGGUUUUGGUCUCCUAGGCUUUGGGGAAAAAGGUGUUGAAAGAGCAGAGUGGGUUAGGAGGAAGCAUAGAGGAGAGAGAACAUUUUCUUAGGAUUCAUUGAAGUGAUCCUGGAGGAGGCAAAAAAGAGGUGUGACAGGACUCUUAUCUGACAAAGUCACUCCCACAAUGGGACAUCUCCAGACACUGGGUUCGAAAUGAAUGGUCUUCUUUGGGAAUUUGGGAUGACUUCAGAUUCUACUGCCUUGGGCAAAUCGAAACCCUCGUAUCAAGAUGGCUGACUUCCGAGAGCCACCUAGACACAUAAGGAGGACUAGUCUUGGGAGUGUUUUUGGGAAUACCAACAGACAAUGGUUCAUAGGGAGAUGAGAAAGAACUCACCUGAGGGCACUAAGAACAUUAAGUAGGAUGAGGUUGCCCUUUCCCUGAGAAGGCAGCUCCCAUUUCUCCCCUUCCCACCAGCUCUAGGGUUUGGGCUUGCGCCUUCAGGUUGAGCUGAGUAGUGUAUUAUGGCAAGCUUCUCAGUUUGCUUUCAUUCAAUUCCAUCUCUUUCCUGAACUCCAAUAUAGGUUCAAAGGGAAAAAAAAGCUAUAGCAAAUUGUGUGUAUGAGGUGUGUGGGUGCAUGGAGGGCAUUCUGCAACCUCUGAGCUCCCUGCUCCUUAACUCGUUUUAUGCAACCUUUUCUGAACAGCCUCUCCUGCCUCACUGCCGGCCCCUCACGUGGCAGCUGGCCUAGCGGGUAGCUGUCAGCAUGACUUAGGUAUCACACCUACCUACUGGUUGAUGUGUUUUUUCCUUUUGCCAAGUGAUUGCAUCUGUUUAGUGUUUUCCAUCCUUCUAAUCUUUAAAUAAAAAUGACAUCAUCGAGGAAAAUAAUCCCACACACCCCAAAAAAACCCCCACAUGUAUGUUCUCUUUUGUCAAGAAGCCCAGACAGUGGAUUGUGGCAAAGACAGUCCUCCACUCAGAGGCCGAGAUUCUGAGUUGAGUCCUGGUGUGCUGCUAACUAGCUACUGGCCUCAGACACUGCCGUGUUUUGGGGGCUGAGCGUUCCCUUCAGUGAGGGUUGGAAGGGUGGAUCCGCUGGUGUCUCAGGCCCCACCUCGUUCUGACAUUCUGCUAACAUCCUCUGCUUUUAGAUGCGAUGUUGACUGCCCUUUCAAGGCAAAACUUGGAAAUAGAGGGAAAAGCCCUGAAAAGCAGCUCCUCUAUUUCCUGAGUCAGUCCCAUCCUCCCUACCAGCCAAUCCCCAGCCGAGGAAGUCAUGUUUGAGUCAUUUCCAUGGAAUUACAAGUGAGAGACACUUUUCUGACCUGGUGGACCAAACGGGAGAUUCGAUGUCAGCUCUCUGGUCCUUUCCUUGCCUCGGUGGGCCUUUCGGUGUCUUAGUUUACACAUCUGCCAAAGGAGUAGAAUUAUACUUCUUUUUACAGGUAAAUUUCAAGGCAUGAUCAGUUUUCAGGAAGUGCUUCAAGACCCCAGGCAAAAUGAAAAAUGCUAAGUCCUCUCUGAAUUUCCAUCCCUGUUAUAAGGUGCUGCUUCUUCAGAUGACGGGGGCGCACUUUUCAGGAUGAAAUUCAGGGAUGUGUUGCCCAGGCCUGCUGUCUUGAGUACAAAUGUGAAUGAUCGACUGACUGCUUAUUGCCAAACUGGAAAUGUUCUGUAGGGAUUUACUGGCAUGGUAUCAUUCCUAGAAGAAAAAAAAAAAGAGAGAGAAACUUGACUGCAUUUUUUUUUUAAAUCCAUGUUGUGACUUUUAUUUAAUUUCUAUUUUUUUUUUUUUUGGUAAUAAAAAGUUGACUUUUUUUAUUUGAAUUUGUCUUUUUUUUAUUUAUUGGUCUGAAAGGCAUUUCAAAGGUAUUAUAAUAAUAUAUUGGUGUAAUUUAAUUGGUGCAACAUGCUUUAUGGCUCCAGUCAACAUUGGUUUUAACUCAUUUGAUUGGUUUGAGCCCGGAACAGCCUACAGGGAAAAAAAGCUGGAUAACCACCCAAAGUGUUUGUGUUUUCAUUGGAAACUGAUUUUUGUUUUGUUUUUUGGGUUUUUUGUUUUUAUUUUUAAAUUAAAUAAAUUGCAAUGAACUGAACUGAA